AUGGAGACCAAGCAGGAGCCCUCGGCUGUGUGGAGUCAGACUGCCAGCAAUGAUUCAGGCAACGGCACACAGGUGCAUUUCGAAGGUGGCACAGUGGCCCAGAUAGUGUACAGUGGAGAUCAGGCAGAUCGGGGACAGCAGCAGGUGGUUUAUACAGCAGACGGGAACUCCUAUACGUCUGUGGAGUCUGCAGAGCAUACACUGGUCUACAUACACCCUGCAGAUGGCACUCAGACUGUAUUUGCUGAUCAGCCACAAGUGGCUUACAUUCAGCAGGAUGGUACAACCCAGCAGGUCACAGUUUUGCUGCCCAGCGGACAGAACAUGAAUGCUGCCAAUCUGCAUGUUCUCAGUAACGUCGCAGAGGCUCCUCAAGCCAUCCUGGAGCCGGUUUCCCAGGAGCAGCUGUCUGUGUCCAACUCGCUCCCCUCCAUGGCAGACAUGGGGGACGCCCCUACCAGUCCCCUGGGGGCCACAGACUCCACAGAUGAUUCUGAUGAAGAUGAGGAUGAAGACUCUGAGAUGGAUGACUGGGAACCUCAUGAGCCUCAAUCAUUCAACCCUCACAGCCUCUGGUGUGAGGAGUGUAACAGUGCCAACCCCACUGUGUGUCUCAAGCACGGCGCUCUGCACCCCAUUCCCAACCGGCCAGUGAUGUCCAAGGCCCGGGCCAGCCUGCCUCUGGUCCUCUACAUCGAUCGCUUCCUGGGCGGGGUGUUCUCCAAGAGACGCAUCCCGAAGCGCACCCAGUUUGGUCCUGUGGAGGGACCCCUGGUUCCUCAGAGUGAACUGCAGGAACACUACAUUCAUCUCAAACUGUGCAUGUUGGAUACAGAGAAAGCUGGAGAGAAGCCUGACGACAUGUGGUUGGACCUUUCUGAUGAAGACAGCUGUAACUGGAUGAUGUUUGUGAGACCUGCUCAGAACCACCUGGAGCAGAACCUGGUGGCCUACCAGUACGGCGCGGAGAUAUUUUACACGACCAUCAAGAACAUCCAACCCAAACAAGAGCUCAAGGUGUGGUAUGCAGCAUCGUAUGCAGAGUUUGUCAACCAGAAGAUCCACGAUGUUACAGAAGAAGAGAGAAAAGUUCUCCGGGAGCAAGAGAAGAACUGGCCUUGUUAUGAGUGUAACCGGCGCUUCGUGAGCUCUGAACAACUGCAGCAACAUCUCAACAUGCAUGACGACAAGUUAAACUCUGUCACAAGAUCCCGAGGCCGGGGCCGAGGAAGAGGCAGGAGGAGAUUUGGGACAGGAAGACGACCGGGCCGACCUCCUAAAUUUAUACGUUUGGAUCCACCAGGAGACAGUGGUGGGGACAAGACAACAGAGAUGUUGGAACUGACUGAGAAGCCGCUGGAGGAGCAGGCGGAGGGAGUGCAGAAUGGGCUGAAGGUGGUGGAGAUGGAGCCGGAGGUGGAGCCUGUGAGCGAAGCAGAGGGCCAGCUCAUACCUGCUGCAGGGGAACCGGUCCCAGAGUCGAUCACCCCGCCUUCCAACACUGACCUGCCAGUUCCACUGAAGGAGGACCCGGCACAGAGCAGCCAAUCAGACGGCCACCUCACAUCUCAGGACAUGCGCCGGGCCAAGAGGAUACGGAACGCAGCGCUGCAGCACCUUUUCAUCAGGAAGAGUUUCCGUCCUUUUAAAUGCACCCACUGUGGCAAGGCCUUCCGGGACAAAGAGAAGCUGGAUCAGCACCUGCGGGUCCACGGCCGGGAUGCGUACGCCUUCUCCUGCCACAUCUGCAGCAAAAGCUUCAUGAGUGACUCGGCCCUGGAGGACCAUCUGUUGGUGCACACAGAAAACCGCUCCUACUCGUGUCUCUUGUGCCCAGAAACCUUUGAAAGGCUGGACCUGCUCAAAGACCACGUAGGAGUGCAUGCUGUGGACGGCUGUUUUACCUGUCCUUCCUGCAAGAAGACAUUUACCGACUUCAUCCAGGUGAAGAAGCAUAUCCGAUGCUUCCAUUCAGAGAAGAUCUUCCAGUGCCCAGAUUGUGAAAAGGCCUUCUGCCGGCCCGACAAACUGCGCUUGCACAUGUUACGCCACUCUGACCGCAAGGACUUCCUGUGCUCAACGUGUGGCAAACAAUUCAAGAGGAAAGAUAAGCUGCGGGAGCAUAUGCAGCGCAUGCACAAUCCUGACAGAGAGGCUAAGAAAGCUGAUCGGAUCCACCGCUCCAAAACCCUCAAACUGAAGGUUCCCACCACCGACUUUGAGAGCUUUAUGUUCAAAUGCAGAGUGUGCAUGAUGGGAUUCAGACGCAGAGGAAUGCUGGUCAAUCAUUUGUCCAAGCGUCAUCCAGAGAUGCGUAUUGAUGAUGUGCCUGAGCUAACGCUGCCAAUUAUCAAGCCAAACAGGGAUUACUUCUGCCAGUACUGUGACAAGGUGUAUAAGAGUGCCAGUAAGAGGAAAGCCCACAUACUGAAGAACCACCCCGGGGCAGAAUUGCCUCCCAGUAUCCGUAAAUUGCGUCCGGCUGCUCCUGGUGAGCCUGACCCCAUGUUGAGCACACACACUCAGCUGACUGGCACCAUCGCCACUGCACCGGUCUGCUGCCCACACUGUGCCAAACAGUACAGCAGCAAGACUAAGAUGGUUCAGCACAUCAGGAAGAAGCAUCCAGAGUUCGCCCAACUUGCCAACACCAUCCAGACUCCUCUGACCACAGCUGUCAUCAGUAGUGCUCCUGCAGUCAUCAGCGCAGACGGCACCACUGCUGAAGCUGUUGUGACCACAGAUCUGCUAACUCAGGCCAUGACGGAGCUUUCUCAAACACUGACCACAGACUACCGCACAGCACAGGGAGACUACCAGAGGAUCCAGUACAUCCCGGUGUCUCAGGCAGGAGGCAACCUGUCCCAGCCGCAACACAUCCAGCUGCAGGUGGUGCAGGUGGCUCCGGCCUCCUCCCCACAUUCUCAGCACCCCACAGUCGAUGUGAGCCAGCUGCAUGACCCUCAUGGCUACAGCCAGCACUCCAUCCAGGUCCAACACAUCCAGGUCUCCGAGCCCCAAGGUACCGGACAAGGUGCCACCCAGGUCACAGGUCAGCCUCUGAGCCCGAGCUCCCAGCAGCCCAGUCAGGAGCUGAGCCCGACCCAGCUGACCCCUGUGACGUUAGCUCAGAGCCACACUCUGCAGACCAGCAGCACCCAGCAACAGCAACAACAGCAGCAACAGCAACAACAGCAGCAGCAGCAGCAGCAGGGGACUGUGCAGCACGCUUACAUACCCGGAAACUGGAACUACAGAGGCUACUCAUCUGAGAUCCAGAUGAUGGCUCUACCUCACACCCAGUAUGUGAUAGCUGAGGCCAGCACACCUGUGUCUGGAGUCAACAGCAACCAGGUGAAAACGACACACUACGUUAUCUCCGAGGGUCAGACUGAGCUGGACACCAAACAAACGGUUCCCCAGAACACAAACCAGGCCCACACCGAACAUCUGGAGCAGCAGCCGACCAAUCAGCAAGCCACCACGCAGUACAUCAUCACCACAACCACCAACGGCAGCGGCACGAGCGAAGUUCACAUCACGAAACCCUGAACUGUUCGGUGGUGAACUGUGAAAAGGCAGCGCAGACCGGUGGACUGAUCCUGCAUGUAGACCUCAGCAGCUUGUACGCACACGAAUGAACUCACACACAGUCAAAUGCACAUGGAUACAGACUUGUGUACAUACAGAGCUAAGAUGGAGACGAAAUGAUGACCAGCACAGUUUUAUGUGUCUGUAAAGUGUUACAAUGUUCAAUGAAGUAAGAAAAUAAAGUCGGUAGAGAGAUAAACUCAAAAUUAUGCUUUUAAACAGAAAAUGUAAAACACAAGAACUGAACUGAACUUUUUUUUUUUAAGGACAUUUUCUUUGAAACAGCUGAAAACAGGGAGACGAUACCAUUACAUCAGGUCAGGCAGGGAAAAUGAAAGUGAUCGUUUUAAGGUCUUACUGUGAGAAUUACUGAUGUCUUUUGGUUUUGUUGCUCAGUUGCUCUAAAGAUUGGAGCGCCCGUUUUACAUAUUUGUAAAGUUCCAGACAUUUCUUAAAGUAUAAUAUUUGUAAAUAGAGUCUCGACAGAAAUAUAGAAUUGAAAAAUAUUUGAAAAUCCUAAAAAAUAAAAAAAUCCUGCGGUUGUC
Acanthopagrus latus (yellowfin seabream) is the source of this 4136-nucleotide messenger RNA. It is a transcript of the gene prdm10, whose product is annotated as PR domain containing 10. Gene Ontology annotation, cellular component: nucleus. The coding region runs from base 1 to 3552 and encodes 1183 amino acids. The record is from RefSeq and is a predicted model, not a curated record. NCBI's taxonomy places the organism in Eukaryota, Metazoa, Chordata, Actinopteri, Spariformes, Sparidae. Gene Ontology annotation, molecular function: protein binding. The transcript is spliced from 22 exons.